Molecule: messenger RNA, 1547 nt
Organism: Rana temporaria (common frog)
Lineage: Eukaryota; Metazoa; Chordata; Amphibia; Anura; Ranidae
Product: olfactory receptor 11L1-like
Exons: 2
Coding region: 114-1058 (314 amino acids)
Biological process (GO): G protein-coupled receptor signaling pathway
Cellular component (GO): membrane
Molecular function (GO): G protein-coupled receptor activity; olfactory receptor activity
Source: RefSeq, a predicted model, not a curated record
GAAUCCAUAAGACGGAACACGGAGAGAGACCUCUGCCGGAGCAUGGAGGUCCAUGGAACACGGAGAAUGAGACAUUCCGUGUUAUAACACCGAUCAUCGUAUUCCCAGGACGAAUGAUGGUGUAUCCCGAGAAUUGCACAGCCAUCACUGAAAUUCUACUCACCGGAUUUACAGCUUUUGAAGGCUUCAGGAUCCCGAUGUUUGUUCUGUUUCUGAUCAUUUACAUUUUAAUUUGCUGGGAAAAUGUAUUGAUCGUCUACAUCAUUUUUAGUAGCUCUCGUCUCAAGGCGCUGAUGUUUUUUAUAAUUCAGAGCAUGUGCAUAAAUGAUCUGCUGAGCAUCUCAAAUAUCGUUCCACAAAUCCUAAAUGACGUUCUUCGGGAGAGACCGACCUUCACUGUCACCGGUUGCAUUGUACAAUCACAGAUGUUUGGUACCACCGGAGAUGUUUUAUGUUUUCACUAUGUUUUAAUGUCUUAUGACCGAUACUUGGCUAUAUGUCAUCCAUUACGCUAUUCCUCCUUUGUGAACAAUAAAAUCUAUCUGUGGGCGGUCAUUGUAUCUUGGAUAAUUUCGGCCUCAUUUACAAGUGUAAUAUCUGGUUUACUGAGCCAGUUACAAUUUUGUGGCCACAACACCAUUCACCAUUUUUUCUGUGACUCUUCUCCAUUCUUGGACCUGGCCACCUCCGAUACAACACACAUCCGCCUCUUUAUUACCAUAAUAAGCUUAUUCAUGAUAUUGGUCACAGUUUCGUCUGUUUUUGUUACAUACGUGUUUAUAAUUCAAACUAUUCUUAAAAUUCCCUCAUCCUCCGGGAGGAAGAAGACCUUCUCUACGUGUAGCUCCCACCUCACUGUGUUUUCCAUGCAGUACGUUGUCUCUCUUGGUGUCUAUGUGUUGCCAGCCAAAGUAGUAACACAGCAGCUCAGCAACACUUUUACAUUCAUAGUCUUUUUCUGGACCCCCUUGGUGAACCCACUGAUCUAUACAUUCAACAAUAAAGAGUUCCGUGCAGAAUACCUUAAAAAGGUUAGGUCAGUGCAUAAGAUAUUUUGACGUAUUACUUUGAACCAAGCAGAUCUAUGUUUUUUGCCAACUUAAAGUUGAACUUCAUAGAGGUACAGUGCAUCUGGAAAGUAUUCACAGCGCUUCACUUUUUCCACAUUGUGUUAUGUUACAGCCGGUUGGAAAGCAACAUGGUUUAGGGUCGUAGUUCUGGAAUUUACAGUCAAAGCUUGGUAGCAUAUUAGAAUCUGCAUAACAAAAGGGCUUGUCUCCAGCCCACCUGGUGUGGCUAUAAGCUUCAAAGAGAGGAGAAGGAAUACCUUGGCAUUAUCUGAUUGGACAGGAGGAAAGUGGGGGUGGUUAUGGGUGAGGGGAAUGAAUGUUAAAAGCACAUACCGAAGAGUAAGAGUUCUCUUUGUCCCUUUUUUAUUCCUGGCAUGUGAGCCUUUGGCUCGUUCCAUUUUAUCAUUCAGAACCAGCCGAUGAAACCUUGUGCGAUAAGUAUCUUUCAUGUUCUUUUGUAUAUGUACUCUGCUGUUU